GCUUACGUGCGCCGGCGAGACGCGAUCGGCGACCGAUGGGGCCAGCACGGGACUGGUCCGGGCUGCCGGAGGACCUCCUCCUCGUCGCCAUGGCCGCUAUGGAAGUCCCCGACGUCCUCCGCUCGGGAGCCGUCUGCUGCUCCUGGCGCUCCGCGUCCGCCACGUUCCGUCGUCUCCGUCUCCCCUCCACGGCGCUGAACCAGCCUCCGUGCCUGCUAUACGCGUGCGAUGCCUACGGAGCAGACGACGCCACGGCGCUCUACUCCCCCUCUGCCAACGCCACCUUCCGCCUGCCAUCCUCGCUCCGCGGCGUCGUCGGGUCGGCGCACGGGUGGCUCUUCACUACCGACGAGGCGGCCAACCCCUACCUCCUCAACCCUCUCACCGGCGCCCGGGCCGCGCUCCCGCCCAUCACCACUCUCGAGGGCGUGAAGAUCCACAGCAACCCGGACGACGAUGGCGGUGUACUCUACGACGUUGACCGCGGGAUGCGGAGCUUCCCGAAAGUGAAACAGGCCAAUGCGCGGACCGCGAAGGACUGGGUGUACGGCCGGGUCGCCAUCUCCGCGGCGGGCGCGUCGCCGGGGUGCAUCGUCUUGCUCGCACACACGCCGUGCGGAAGUCUCUCCUUCGCGAGGCCCGGCGACGAGAGCUGGACCUCGCUGCCUGAACCAUACUCGACCACGGAGGUCGCCAUUGCUGUCUACAACGAGAGGGAUGGCCUGUUUUACACGCUAUGCGAGGGCGGCGUCGUGUGCACCUUCGACCUGAGCAACCCGUCGUCCCCGGCGGUGCGGCGCAUAGCAUACGGUGCGAAGAUGCAUUCGUCAGGCAGCGCUGCUAGGCACUCGCACUACCUCCUGUUCACGCCGGGCAACGCCAUCCUGGUGGUGACGAGGCGCUUUGCCAGGGCACUGGACACUCCGCGUGGCGGCGGCGUUGCCACCACUGACCUCUGGAUCCACAAGGUCCGCGGUCGGGACUGGACAGGCUUGGGUGACAAUGCUCUCAUCCUCGGCCGGAACUCGCCGCUGUGCCUCCCGAUCAAGGACUAUCCCAUGUUGCGCCCAAACUGCGCCUAUCUGACGGACGAUCUUCAGCAGCACUACACGCCAGUCAGGCGGCGCAACCUCGGCAUCUGGGACUUCGAGACCGGGAGCCUGCAGAAGCUUGACGAUCUCAGGCCUCUCCUUCCUUGGCUGGAAACACCACCACCAAUUUGGAUUACGCCAUCUUUUUACUAGACUUGGCACAUGAACAUU
Messenger RNA from Triticum aestivum (bread wheat), 1262 nucleotides. RefSeq lists its product as uncharacterized. Lineage: Eukaryota; Viridiplantae; Streptophyta; Magnoliopsida; Poales; Poaceae. The record is from RefSeq and is a predicted model, not a curated record. The coding region runs from base 36 to 1244 and encodes 402 amino acids. The transcript has a single exon. Gene Ontology annotation, molecular function: protein binding.